GGUACCUCGCACGAGCGUGAUGCGUUAUGAGGCAACUUGAAGCCGUUUGGCUUGGCUCCUCCUUUAAACGUUUGGCUUUACACUAACAUCGAAUCACUUUCAGUUCAGCUCAGUGUCAGUACCAAUUUCUCUUUUUCUGCGUCGUCUGGGAGCGCUAAGAAAACAACACUGAUCCUUGUUAGUUGUUCCUGUUCUGACUGAGCCAGAUAAAACAAGAAUGCAUCUAUACGAAAAUGAAGAGCGAUCUGUACACACAUGGAACGCCGUGGAUGUGGAGAUUGGCGGUCACCUGCAACACGGCUACGUCAUCGGACUGGAAGAGACGGAAAACACUCCGGCCCGUGCGAUUGUCGAUUUCGGAUGCUCGACACAGCAGGCGGUGCCGGUUCCGUACGGAAAGAUAUGGGACUGUUCCCUCUAUCGAUCCACCAAACGAUGCAGAGGCGCAGCUGUGGAGGUGCUGCUGCACGAUGGUCCGGAUCGCCCAUGGACGUGGUGUCCCGCGAAAAUGCUGAUUAGCGGGUUCCGUGAUCUGGACUCUGCGGCGAUGGUGGAGGUGAUAACGGAUGGGCAGCGUCGUCGGGAACUGCUUCGUCGACGACAGAUUCGGGACCUGUGUAGUACAGCUGUCAGAAAAGGACUCCUUUCUGCGGACCAUUUCGUCAUGCAGACGUGCCGUGUACCGAAUGGUUACUGGACACUACCGUCGGCUGAAUCGGCAUUGCUGCUACGAGAAGUUGAGCGAAUGUUCGCUGUACGGCUUGUCACGGUUCUCAGUCAGAAAAUGCACUUUGUGCGACGACGCCAGAAUGAGUGUCUGCGGGAUGAAGAUCUGGCGAUGAUGUUCGAAAAAAGGCCGACAAUGUUUUGCCUUUUACGAUCAGUUACCCAGGGAAACCCAUGAGGCCGCUGAUGGUGAGCCAAAGCAGAAAAAGCUGGUACGUGCCAUUGAAACCGUUUUGGCGUUGCCGUUGGAGGUACUGAAGGAGAUCUUCCACUCUCUGGACACCAUCGAUCGCCAGCGUUCUCGCCGCACCUGUCAACUGUUUGAAGCCCUGCUCGCAUCGGCGGAACUGGCGCAAGAUUUGCGUAUAUCGCCGAACCACUCGAACGCUUCACCACAAGCGCACUGGGACAGUAAUUACGCCAUGUACGCUUGCAUCUUCAAGUACAUCACGCCCGCCACGCGCACCAUCUGCAUUCGCGAUCCCAAACCGCGGUACCUCCACAGUGGGACAGAGCACGGGAGUACUGAAGAGCUUAGCUUAAUUAAGAAGGUCGUGAAUGAAGCCGGCAUCCGUGUCCAUCGUUUCAUCGUGCACCAGCGAAACAUCAUGAUCAGCCAUCCUGCUCCAUGGAAAUUCAGCGUGCUUUCUGCCGAGAUAUCCCGGCUGGUGUCGUGCUGUGAUCGUAUGAUCUGGAAAGAUUAUACCCUGACGCUGUUAGGCACGAAAGCCGUGCCCGCCAUGGAGUUCCGCAUUCCCGCUGCCGUUUUCAUCCGGGGCAUGUGGAUGAGGCGGACAUCGUGGACCUAUUCGAGAAGCAUUUGACCUGUGAGAAGCCACUGCUCACUGGCCCGCACUUGCGCCUUCCCCAUGGCACGACCGAUUGGAUCGACAGUGAACUUAAGGCCACGAGAGUAAUGCAGAUUCUACAGGAAUAUCAAUCCUGUGAUCCGCGUCCGUCAGCAUACAUAUUAUCGCGGACGCCAGUGGACUGUCGACGAUGUAAUCGAGGUGGACCUGAAGAAACUGAACCGAUUCUGCCAGCGGGCCUUGUCGCACUACAUGUCCUGGAUUCGUGCCUGAAGACAGUUCUCACGGUAAACAAACCAACGACUCCAGCAGCGAAUCCGAGUCCGACAAUUUAAAAGUGCGUGGUUGUCAAGAAUUUCGAUCGUUUGAUGUUAUUAU
This is a messenger RNA of Paramacrobiotus metropolitanus, 1913 nucleotides long. RefSeq lists its product as uncharacterized. The record is from RefSeq and is a predicted model, not a curated record. The coding region runs from base 218 to 904 and encodes 228 amino acids. The transcript is spliced from 3 exons. NCBI's taxonomy places the organism in Eukaryota, Metazoa, Tardigrada, Eutardigrada, Parachela, Macrobiotidae.